AUGGACGGACAGUCUGAGGAAACAUGCAGGCACGAGAUAGAUGAGCAUAGCGACAGAGAGAGAAGAGUGGAAGAGAUUGGGGGAGGCAACUCAAGUCCUGCAAAAGUCUUGCAACAAGACAAAAACCAUGACUUGACCCUGGAAGACCAAGACCACUUAUUAGACUACAAGACCACCACCAAGGAAGUUUUGGAACGACGCACUACCCCAGGCGAAGCACUGAACCAUCCUUUCGUCCGAUUGGCUCACCUGAUCGACUAUGCGCACUGCAACAACGUCAAAGCCAGCGUCCAAAUGAUGGAGGUUUGUCGUCGCAACGACUACAGCACAUCUUCGGCCGCUUCCCACCACCAACCAGCUCAACAGGCGCCAUCUUUGGUCGCUAACUUUGUACCAAACUCUAAUGGUAACGUGACGUUUACCAUAAACAAUCAACUGACCAACCAAGUGCAGAGGCUAGUGAGGGAUAGGUCUGGAUAUGACAACUUGUACCAGAUUUACAAUGGAAGAACUGUUGGACGUCAGUACGCAACCAGCGCUAGAGCAGAUCCGUUCCAGCAUCAAUUGGUGUCCAGUAUACUCUGUCCAGCAGGUUACCAAGGAAUGGGCGGUUCCCCUGCCAAGCACGUGACCGUAGUGCAGCAACCCCCUCUACAGAUACAACCUCCCAUUUUGAGCCAACCCGGCCAACAACAGUAUGUUCCUGUCAGCGUGGUUGAGCCGACUGGACGACAAAUGUUGUUAACUGUAAGCACAUAA
Sitophilus oryzae (rice weevil) is the source of this 759-nucleotide messenger RNA. Its product is annotated as homeodomain-interacting protein kinase 2-like. The transcript has 6 exons. The record is from RefSeq and is a predicted model, not a curated record. The coding region runs from base 1 to 759 and encodes 252 amino acids. Lineage: Eukaryota; Metazoa; Arthropoda; Insecta; Coleoptera; Curculionidae.